This is a messenger RNA of Lepus europaeus (European hare), 2122 nucleotides long. RefSeq names its product grainyhead like transcription factor 1 (gene GRHL1). Gene Ontology annotation, molecular function: DNA-binding transcription activator activity, RNA polymerase II-specific; RNA polymerase II cis-regulatory region sequence-specific DNA binding. The record is from RefSeq and is a predicted model, not a curated record. NCBI's taxonomy places the organism in Eukaryota, Metazoa, Chordata, Mammalia, Lagomorpha, Leporidae. The coding region runs from base 67 to 1926 and encodes 619 amino acids. Gene Ontology annotation, cellular component: nucleus. The transcript has 16 exons. Gene Ontology annotation, biological process: regulation of transcription by RNA polymerase II.
CCGGAUCGGGUGUACUGUCCCAACCCGAAAGUCCAGUUCUGCGGCCCGCAGCGGCGAGCGAGCGCGAUGACACAGGACUACGACAACAAACGACCAGUGUUAGUUCUUCAGAAUGAAGCCCUCUAUCCCCAGCGGCGGCCCUACACCAGCGAGGACGAAGCCUGGAAGUCCUUCCUGGAAAACCCCCUCACUGCGGCCACCAAAGCCAUGAUGAGCAUCAACGGGGAUGAGGACAGCGCCGCGGCGCUCGGGCUGCUCUACGACUACUACAAGGUUCCCAGAGAGAGGAGGUCUUCUGCCGCGAAGCCAGAGGCCGAGCACGCGGAGCCGGAUCCCAGCAAGAGGAGCAGCGUGCCGAGCAUGGCCGAACAGCCCCUCGUCCCCGCGGGGGAGAGCCGGGUGCAGGUGCUGAAGAACGUGCCCUUCAACAUCGUCCUCCCCCACGGCAGCCAGCUGGGCAGUGACAAGAGGAGCCACCUGCCGGCGCCCGACACCACCGUCACCGUCUCCAUAGCGACCAUGCCCACCCACCCCAUCAAGACGGAGAUCCAGCCCCAUGGUUUUGCCGUGGGCGUCCCGCCGGCCGUGUACCACCCUGAGCCCGCCGAGCGCGUGGUGGUGUUUGACCGGAGCCUGAGCUCCGACCAGUUCGGCUCGGCCGCCGCCGCUCAGCCGAACGCCCAGCGCCGCACCCCGGACUCCACCUUCUCGGAGACCUUCAAGGAGGGCGUGCAGGAGGUGCUCUUCCCCUCGGACCUCAGCCUGCGGAUGCCCGGCAUGGCCUCAGACGACUUUGUGUUUGACAGUGUCGCUGGGAACAACUUCGAGUAUACCCUGGAGGCGUCCAAGUCUCUGCGACAGAAGCCGGGGGACAGCACGAUGACCUACCUGAACAAAGGCCAGUUCUACCCCAUCACCUUGAAGGAGGUGAGCAGCAGCGAAGGCCUCCACCACCCCAUCAGCAAAGUCCGCAGCGUGAUCAUGGUGGUGUUCGCCGAGGACAAGAGCAGGGACGACCAGCUGCGGCACUGGAAGUACUGGCACUCCCGGCAGCACACGGCCAAGCAGAGGUGCAUUGACAUAGCUGACUACAAAGAAAGCUUCAACACCAUCAGCAACAUCGAGGAGAUCGCUUACAACGCCAUCUCCUUCACCUGGGACAUCAACGACGAGGCCAAGGUCUUCAUCUCCGUGAACUGCCUGAGCACCGACUUCUCCUCCCAGAAGGGCGUGAAGGGCCUGCCGCUCAACAUUCAGAUCGACACCUACAGCUACAGCAGCCGCAGCAACAAGCCGGUGCACCGCGCCUGCUGCCAGAUAAAGGUCUUCUGUGACAAGGGAGCUGAGCGGAAAAUCAGGGACGAAGAGCGGAAGCAGAGCAAGAGGAAAGUCUCGGACGUGAAGGUGCCGCUGCUGCCCUCCCACAAGCGGACCGACAGCACAGUGUUCAAGCCCUUCCUGGACCUCGACACGCAGCCCGUGCUCUUCAUUCCCGACGUGCACUUCGCCAGCCUGCAGCGGGGCGCUCACGUCCUACCCAUGACCUCGGAGGAGCUGGAGGGCGAAGGCUCUGCCCUGAAGAGGGGGCCGUUUGGCGUGGAAGAUGACUUCGUCGUCCCGCCUCCUGGCAAACUGGCGCGAGUGGAAGAACCCAAGAGAGUGCUGCUCUACGUCCGAAAGGAGUCUGAAGAAGUCUUCGACGCCCUCAUGCUCAAGACCCCGUCUCUGAAGGGCCUGAUGGAGGCUAUCUCGGACAAAUACGAUGUUCCUCAAGACAAGAUCGGGAAAAUAUUCAAGAAGUGCAAGAAAGGGAUCCUGGUGAACAUGGACGACAACAUCGUGAAGCAUUACUCCAACGAGGACACCUUCCAGCUGCAGAUCGAGGAAGCCGGCGGCGCCUACAAGCUGACCCUGACGGAGAUCUGAGGGCGCCGAGCCCCUCCGGAGGCGGAGGCCGAGCUGCGCAUGCGUGGAGACGGCGCGGCGGUUUCCACGUGACAAAUCCAUGUAUCGUCACGUUUGAAUUUUCUCAUUUAUCUAGGAUUGAAGGUAUAAAAACUUUUUCUGAGACUCAGCAGACACUCUGGGAGCCUUGAGCUUAUCUGCUACACUGCUCAUCAAA